CCCUCACUCUACACUCUCUCUGUGCUUUCUCCUUUCUUCUUCCUUCUGUCGUCCGUCUCGCUUAUUCGUCUGUCUUCUUCUUUCGUUCUUUCUCCGCCGCGAAAAAUCCCGCGUGGCUCUCCGCAGGCCUUGAGAAUUAGGGUUUUGUCGAAUUGAUCGAUUGUGAAGGGAUUGCAGUACUCCUACGUUUUACGAUGGCCACUCCGACGACUGCCGCUGCUUCUUGUUCUUCGUCGUUCCUAUCUCCGAGUACUGUCUCCAAGCGCCGCGUUUCACUUUCCGGACGCAGUUGCGGUCUCAAUUUGUGUUCUAGACGGAGUGUUCAGCUCAGCUACAGCUACAGGUCUCUCCGGCUCCGGACUCGAGUUCGAGCUGGCAAGGAAGAGAGUGCCGGCGCGGUGAUCGAGGAGAGGGAGCUGUUGAGGAAAUUGAACGGGAACGGAGCUGCUGGUGGUAGUGCAGGAAAGUACGGGGGUAACGGAUCGCUUAGUAAUGGAAGUUUGGUUGCGGUGGAGAGCGAGGUGAAUGGUGGGAGUAACGGUCGAUUGAACAAGUACGUGAAUGGGAAUGGCGGUGUUUCCGCGGCGGAGACGGCGGAGGACGGGAGGAAGAAGCGGAUUGAAGAGGUUGGGAAGGAAGAUGCGUGGUUUAAGCGCUCUGGUCCGGGGGAGGUUGAGGUUUCUGUUGCGCCCGGGGGAAGAUGGAAUAGGUUCAAAACCUAUUCCACCAUUCAAAGAACUGUGGAAAUUUGGGGAUCUGUCUUUACAUUCGUCUUCAAGGCUUGGUUGAACAGUCAGAAGUUUUCUUACAGAGGGGGGAUGACGGAGGAGAAGAAAGUUGUGAGGAGGAAGGCACUGGCUAAGUGGCUGAAGGAUACUAUACUCAGACUUGGUCCCACAUUCAUCAAAAUUGGCCAGCAGUUCUCCACAAGAGUGGACAUUCUCGCUCAAGAAUAUGUUGACCAAUUGUCAGAACUUCAGGAUCAAGUUCCUCCUUUCCCAUCUGAGACUGCUCUUUCUAUAGUCGAAGAAGAGCUUGGAGCACCUGUGGAGGAUGUCUUUGAGCGGUUUGAUUUCGAGCCAAUAGCGGCAGCAAGUCUUGGUCAGGUUCACCGUGCAAGACUCAAAGGACAGGAAGUAGUUAUUAAAGUACAACGGCCUGGUCUCAAGGAUCUUUUCGACAUUGAUCUCAAGAAUUUGAGGGUAAUAGCAGAAUAUCUUCAGAAGAUCGAUCCAAAGUCGGAUGGGGCAAAGAGAGAUUGGGUUGCAAUUUACGACGAGUGUGCAAGCGUACUGUAUCAGGAGAUUGAUUACACCAAGGAAGCUGAAAAUUCAGAGCUCUUUGCUAGUAAUUUCAAGGACAUGGAUUACGUAAAAGUGCCAAAUAUUUAUUGGGAAUACACCACACCUCAGGUACUAACAAUGGAGUACGUCCCUGGGAUUAAAAUAAAUAAAGUAGAGGCUUUAGAUAAGCUGGGUCUGGAUCGCAAAAGGUUGGGCCGGUAUGCUGUUGAAUCUUACUUGGAACAAAUUCUUUCUCAUGGCUUUUUCCACGCUGAUCCUCACCCAGGAAAUAUUGCCGUAGAUGAUGUCAAUGGCGGAAGACUGAUCUUUUAUGAUUUCGGAAUGAUGGGAAGUAUCAGUCCAAACAUCAGAGAAGGGUUGCUGGAAGUGUUUUAUGGAGUUUAUGAAAAGGAUGCAGAAAAGAUUCUUGAGGCAAUGGUCCAAAUGGGUGUCCUUGUGCCUACGGGAGAUAUGACAGCUGUCAGAAGAACUGCACAAUUUUUCCUUAACAGUUUCCAAGAACGUCUUGCUGCACAAAGACGGGAGAGGGAAAUGGCGACAGCAGAGCUUGGGUUUAAAAAGCCUUUAUCCAAGGAGGAAAAAUUGGCUAAAAAGAAAGAGCGUUUGGCGGCAAUAGGGGAAGAUUUAUUAUCCAUCGCUGGAGAUCAACCUUUCCGAUUCCCUGCCACUUUCACAUUUGUUGUAAGAGCAUUUUCAGUAUUGGAUGGGAUUGGAAAAGGCCUCGACCCUCGUUUCGACAUUACAGAAAUCGCCAAACCCUAUGCGCUAGAGCUGUUGAAGUUCCGGGAAGCUGGGGUUGAAGUAGCGGUGAAGGACCUCAGAAACAGAUGGGAUAGGCAGUCCCGUGCGUUCUACAACUUGUUUAGGCAGGCCGACAGAGUUGAAAAGCUUGCAGAAACUAUCCAACGAUUGGAGCAAGGUGAUUUGAAGCUUCGAGUUCGAACACUGGAAGCUGAGAGGGCUUUCCAGCGCGUUGCUGCUGUUCAAACUACAGUGGGAAGUGCUGUAGCUGCAGGAAGUCUAGUUAACCUUGCAACAAUUUUGUAUUUCAAUGCUAUGAGAGUACCAGCUACGAUGGCAUAUGCUGUAUGCGCCUUUUUUAGCUUAAAAGUUCUGAUAGGAAUUGUAAAGGUGAAGAAGUUAGACCAACGAGAACGAUUAAUUACAGGCACUGCUUAAAUUGAUGUGCGAAUGUUGGAAGGAUGGCCAAUUUUUGAGCGUGACGAUUCUGCAGUGGGGUGAACCUGCCCACCAUUUUCAAGCCAUGAUCCGCAGGACAGUACCCCCUGUCAACAGUGAGCAGUUUUUGCUUCCGUAGCUGGAUACCAUGGUUUGGCAAAUGGCAAAGCAGCAUCUUGCUGGGCACCAGAUCACUGUUGCUAGUUGCUCCACAUCUCUUACUACGGAUGGGCUAAUUGUUGUCUCGUUAAAGGAAAAGCAAGGCCUUCAAUAGUCCACGAGCCCAAUUCUCCGGCAAGCCUGCCCCAGCCAGGAAGCCCAGCCCAAAUUUCUUAACGGGAAAACAGUAGCCAGUUUGCCGCCGGCCCAUCAUCCACUUCCGUCGCCAAGGGGAUCGUCUUCUUUCCGAAAUAAAACAGCACCGCUACUCUUGUUCAAUUCCCUUCGCGGUUCCUUCGACCGUACUGAUCGCCAGACCUCUCCUCCUCGCUUUCCCGUCCGUUCAUUCUACUUGCCUUCUCCGGCAACUCUUCUCCUCCUUCUUUUCUCAGUUUCUCCGUUCCUUCGUCAGCUCAUAGUUACACUCUUCACGGCGAUUCUUCUGAUUCUGAUUCUGGUCCUGGGAAGUGGGAAGUUCAUCUCCAAUUCUCGUAGCUCUUUGUUUCUUCAAAAUUCCCUGGGAAUCCUUCGCGUUUGGGUUGCUGAGGAAACAAGAAUCGAAUGAUUGCAUUCGGAAAUUGCUAGCUUCUGUAUUCUUACGCUGGACUGAAACUUGACUUAGUGAGUGUGAGUGACUGCGGAGGAAAUGGGGUUUGAAGAGUUCGAACCCAUUUAUUGCGAACCGAAAGCAGAAUGGGGGAAGAGCUCCGACUUCGGACGUUCUGCCGCUCCUCUCCGGAGAUUCAUGAUGCAUGUUUUUGCUCCAGACUACUACCACCUCAAGAUUCAAGCAACCGAUUACAGCUCGAACACUUUUGAAGCUAAUAAGUCCAUUACGCAGCUGGAAGACUUGCAAGAUAGCAUUGGAAUUGGUGGCUCAUGGUCUGAGUUUGUGGACUACUUUAUAUCUUCACUUGAAUCUGAAGAUGUCAAGCUUGUGCUGGAGAAGCAUUCGGGUGGUGAUGGUGCUGCAUCGGCAAGAUUGGUUUCUCAGAAAACAAAAGGAAUGCCUUUGAUCUCCAUUUCUCUCAGGAGAGUUUUGGACUGUGAUGCAAAGGAUGUCAUGGCAGAUAUCUCUUUUGGCCUCUUCAAGACGCUCAAGUGUCCUCCAAAGAUGACGAGACAAGGGGAAGGGUAUUCUUCGCAGUUGAUGAAAGGAGUAUCAGCAAAAGAACCAACUCAAGAGCCAAUUGGAAAAGAGGCAGAAACUGGGAAAUGUGGAUGCUUUCAACAAAGAAGGUGUUUCCAGCAAUGGCUCACAUAAUUCGCCAGACAAGCAACCAGCUCGAGAUACUGCAGCACCAAAGAAAGUUAUCAAUCGCGUUGUGCCAGCACAUCGCAGGACAAGAGUAAGGGGUGCUCUUAUAGGCGAUGCUGAAGAUGACAACGAAGAAAGUUAAAAUAGCAACCAGAGGAUUAAAAGAGUAAUAACUCCUAACUAAAUUGUAUCAAACACCUGCAGAUUUUGAAUGUUAGUUUUUGUAAAAAAAAAAAAAAACAAAUUCUUGGAUUAAAGGCUACAUACAUUGUAGGCGUCCGAUGUCCCUAGUCGAUCCAAAUUGUCCCAGCGGCCAACUGAAAGUGACUAUUUGGAGGGGUUAAGGCCAGCUGAUUUGCUGGAGUUUCUGGAACUUUAAAAUGAGAAUGUGUUGUGUCACUUCGAGUGGUUAUGUUAUGUAUGGUUAUAAAGAUUAUGAGACUGCUGGUACUUAGUUGAAGGGAUUAAUGGGAUAAUGUUAUCUGAUUUAGGUAGUCCGAAGGCUUUGGGAAAUGCCUUUUUGUUAGUCUAAUUAAAUUUGGUUUAAUUUAAAGAUUGUUGCUUAAUUGCUUUAUUAUUUAGACUUGUUAUGCACUGAUUCUAUAUGAAUGCUCACUUUUUCUUAAAAGUGACUAGUUGAGAUUUUGGCUUCUAAACAAAGAUACUGGAUACUGAAAAUAUAGGAAAACUGAGUAGAAAAUUUUCCAUUUCAAUACUGAAUAAAAGACUUGGGAGUUCGGUAUUUCCUUUUUGGUGUUAUUUUGAAGACUGGCUCCUAGCUUUGGGUUAAAGCCUGUUUCUUUAUGUAGAGGUUUCAGUUUUGGCAUUAAUGGAAGGAUACACUGAUGAAUUUGCUGUCGAAAAGAACUCAAAAGCUCAUUUUCCUUUGUUUCAUUAUACACCCACUAUAAUGAAGUUAUUGCCCCUUGGGUAAAAGGGAGUAAAGCCGAAAAACAGAAAAAGUGAUGGUGGUAAAAAGUGAGGGUAAAAAUUAAGCAUCCUAAAAUGGCUAAAUUACAAGCUAAGGAUGCAGCACAAACCUCUUACCCAAACAGUUCCUUUAACCAUUGUCAGCAAAGAGAAAGAGAGAGCAAGUAGCUCCUCAACUGCACCAGGCAGGUUUGUGCUAGAAAACCAAGCUUUCUCUGUCUUUCCUCUAGCAAGUUUUCUCCUUCUCCUUUCCCUUCUCCAAACCCUACACAAGCUACAAGUGUUUAUCCUCCAGAGUUUGAGAUCUCGGCUGCCUGAAAACCAACCUCAACCAUGGCCUAUUUCCUGAAGCAUCUCACUGAGGAGACAAUGGCACUCAAGAAACUGCUGAUUCCACCAGAGUUCAUUAGUAACUGCGGGAGGGCAAAUUUGACCAACCCGGUAGUUCUGGAACCAACUGUUGGAGAUCCACCACAGGUGGAGGUGGAGCUCUACGAGGAUGCCAGGGGUUUUUGGCUGAGAAAUGGCUGGCAGGAGUUUGCAGAUCGCAAUUCUCUCACUCAUGGACACUAUGUGUUGUUCGAGUACAAAAGCUUCUCCAGGUUCAAGCUUGUGAUGUUUGGAGCAAAUGGGGUGGACGUGAUGUGUCCAGCUUCCAGCUUCCACAAUGUGGGCUCGAAUCGAAACCUGGAGUUUAGAGAGGCUGAGCAGGACGAAGAGGCCAGGGGCUCACCUGUGGCUGGAAGUGGUGGGGGGCAGCCAGCCCGGCCGCGGUUUGCAGAGAAUGCCAAGCAAAAAGCUUUCAUGGCUACUAGGAAGGGGAGAACUGCUGAUGGUGGACAGAGUGGUAAGAGGAACCAGUUUGGUAAGGAUAAGGCUGAGACCUCACGCAUUCCAGCCAAGGCUGAACAUGUUGAAGGAAUGCCAGAGCCAGGGAGGGGAAAUACCUCCACAAGCUCGAUCAGUCCAAGCUUCUUCAUUACCAUAAACCAGACUAACAUGAAUGAUCGCUAUGCGAAUCUGCCGACUGGUUUCGUGUUCAAACAUAUGAAGCUCGAGAAAAGCACUGGGAUGGUUUACAGUGAUGAUGGGACGGGCGCAUGGCUCUUGUCCUUUGUCUUCAACCAACGAAGUAAAAGCGAACGGGGACCUGGACGUGGACUGGGCCGCUUCGCUGGUGGUUGGCCAGCAUUCCGUAAUGACAACUCUCUGAAACCAGGGGAUGUCUGCCGAUUCAAGCUCAUCUCCCGUGAUGAGAUGGAAGUGACGAUCGAGAGGAAUUGAGUUAGUUUUUCGGACCUCUAGAAUGAAAGCUUGGUUGUGUUAUUCGUCACCCUUUUUGAGUUCGUGAAAUUUCCAUGAUUUUGUUUCUGGAUAGAACUCUCUGCAAUACGAUGCAGUGCACUCCGCAUCUAUAUCUUCCCUGUAAUCAGCAUUGUCCUGAACCUGGUUUGCAUUCUGCAGGUGUGCAAGCAAACUUCCAUAGCACAAUCGAUAUAUAUAUAUUUGCGAAUUAGUAACGAUAUUGCUAUACCAGGUUCACAUUUGCAGGAUUAAAAUCAUUUCGAAACGAGUCUGAAUGAUCGAAAUGAUUCUGAAACUAGUUUAGAAACUAUAGCCAGCCCUCGAUCUUCCCUUAAGCUAGUCCCGGUACGAGAAAGCAAGCUUGUUGGCGCCGUUCAGCCCAAUCAGGAAGAACUG
Messenger RNA from Linum tenue, 6531 nucleotides. The record is from the annotation of a GenBank genome assembly. NCBI's taxonomy places the organism in Eukaryota, Viridiplantae, Streptophyta, Magnoliopsida, Malpighiales, Linaceae.